UUAGAACAAAUUGCGCAAAAAGUUUUAUUAAAGGAUUCUGAUACUAACCAGUUGUGUAGCAAUCCCUCUCUUGAGAUUAAAGCAAAGGAAUUGAAAAAUGAAUUGGAGAAAGUUAUGCAAAAUUCAUCAUUUAAGGAUAGGUUAAUUUUCUGUCUCAGGUCUAGGUCAAUUAAUGAUUCAAAAAUAGGUAGUGCAGAAGCAGAUCCAGUUUCAUCAUCCAAUGAUUAUAAGCGAGGUGAAGCAGUAGAAGAG
Molecule: messenger RNA, 252 nt
Organism: Funneliformis mosseae
Lineage: Eukaryota; Fungi; Glomeromycota; Glomeromycetes; Glomerales; Glomeraceae
Source: the annotation of a GenBank genome assembly